AAUUGAUCGAUCUAGAAUGUCGCUGCCUCUUCUCUCGGUCCCCUCCCCCUCUGCUCUCCGUCACCGUAACGACAAUCCAUCAUGGGCGACUCCAUCUAUGCCAAUUACCCCCCUCCCUUGAACUCCGCGCAGAGGGAGUUCUUGGUGACCACCAUCAAGGACUGGACCACCCAGAAUGGCCUCAUGGUUCGCCCUGCGCCGACCUUGGUGCCGCGAGAAAUCAAUCCCCAUGGCGUUCUGGCGACCAAUGCCCCCGUCACUCUGUUCCCCAGCCCCUUCCCGAGAGCGUGCUUCGAUGAGGCCAGGGCCCUGCAGACCGUCUACAAUCACCUCUACGCGAUGAUAACGUGCAACGAGGAGUGGCUGGGCAAGAUCAUGGAAGAUCUUAUUGAUGUGGACGAUUUCGUCUCGCAUUUGUGGAAGACGCAUCUGGCAGUCAAGAAGGAGGGGUACGUGCAAACGCUGUCGCUCGGUCUUUUCCGUUCGGAUUACAUGGCGCAUACCCCGUCCAGCUCGGAUAAACCCUCCUUGAAGCAGGUCGAGUUCAACACCAUCUCGGCCUCCUUUGGCGGGUUAUCGUCUCUCGUGACGUCGCUGCACACCGAGCUGCUGGAUUCCCCGCCGGGCUACCCAAUCGCAUACCCGGCUCACAAUCUAUUCAAGUCCAACAAACCCCCCGAGAACACGGCGGUGGAGACGUUAUCGGCGGGAUUGGCAGCUGCACAUGCCGCCUACGGGGCGUCCAACUCCAGGCCGGCAAUCCCGACAUGCAUUCUGUUCGUGGUCCAGGAGGGCGAGAGGAAUACCUUUGAUCAAUUGGCACUUCUGAGACGCCUUACCAAAUACCACAAAAUCCCCGUGUUCCGGAUCCUGAGCUCUGAGGUCUUGGAUCACACGACCAUCCCUAGCUCCAACCCCUCGCGACCCCUGAUCUAUCGCCCCCCUCACGCUUCGAGCCAAUUCGAAGUAACCACAGUAUAUCUUCGGUGCUUUUACGCUCCAACUGAUUACACCAGCGAGCGAGAUUGGGACGCUCGCCUUCACCUGGAGCGGUCUGCUGCAAUCAAGUGUCCCACCGUCUUGAACCAGUUGUCCGGCUGUAAAAUUGUUCAGCAGGUGCUCGCGGAGAGCACCGGGCCCGACCACCUGGCAAGCUUCCUCGCCGAAGUGGACCAGUCGGUCAUCGCAAGACUGCGGGCGACCUUUGCCCCUCAGUAUGAUCUUUCUUCUACGGGUCGUGGUCGAGACCUUGCCCUCAACCCGGCAGCGGCCGCGAACCACGUUCUCAAGCCGCAGCGCGAAGGCGGCGGCAACAAUGUCUACAAGACUGCCAUUCCCGAAUUUCUGCGUUCAAUCCCCGAGACUGACUGGAAGCGCUGGAUUCUAAUGGAGCUGAUCCACCCACCCGCCGAGGCCAAGAAUGUGGCAUUGAGAAGCGACGGAGAGGUGAUCCGUGGUGACGUCAUCGGGGAGCUGGGCGUGUAUGGAACCAUCCUGUGGGAUCAAGCCCGGGGCACCGUCCUGCACAACGAGCAAGGUGGGUGGCUCAUGCGAACCAAGGCGAAGGAUGUCAACGAGGGAGGGGUUGCCACGGGGUUCUCCAGCUUAGAUAGUAUCCUGCUUUUCUAGAUUACCACCACAGUAGAAUGAUUUUAUAGUCUUAGUAUGCGAGCCUACGAGUGAAAAACGGGACACGGAUGAUGGAUCUUAAUCUGAAUCAAAU
Molecule: messenger RNA, 1723 nt
Organism: Aspergillus steynii IBT 23096
Lineage: Eukaryota; Fungi; Ascomycota; Eurotiomycetes; Eurotiales; Aspergillaceae
Product: glutathione synthase
Exons: 2
Coding region: 82-1629 (515 amino acids)
Biological process (GO): glutathione biosynthetic process
Cellular component (GO): cytosol
Molecular function (GO): glutathione synthase activity; glutathione binding; ATP binding
Source: RefSeq, a predicted model, not a curated record